Monodelphis domestica (gray short-tailed opossum) is the source of this 7184-nucleotide messenger RNA. It is a transcript of the gene NOP2, whose product is annotated as NOP2 nucleolar protein. Gene Ontology annotation, cellular component: nucleolus. The record is from RefSeq and is a predicted model, not a curated record. Gene Ontology annotation, molecular function: RNA binding; rRNA (cytosine-C5-)-methyltransferase activity. Lineage: Eukaryota; Metazoa; Chordata; Mammalia; Didelphimorphia; Didelphidae. Gene Ontology annotation, biological process: maturation of LSU-rRNA; rRNA base methylation.
UUGCCCAUUAGGAAACAUGAUGAAGGACUGCCUAAGACUAGCUUCUUUUAUCUUCCCCACUAAAGGGAUUCUUCUUUUCUAGUUCCUUUUAGUCCUACAGUGUUGAGAUAACCUGCUUUGGAAUGAAGGGUCCUUUAGGUGGAGUAUGAGGAAGGGAAUAUGGAAUAAAAGGGGUGAUGUCCUUGAUGCAAAACUUAUUUUCCUUUCUGGGCUUAGGGAAAACAAAUCUGGUUCUGGGGACCAGACAAUAGUGAUUAAAUACUUAAUCCACAAGUACUCUACAAGCUGGUGAAACUUGUUUCCUUGCUGUUCCCUGGACAAGAUACUCCCAAAUCCUCCAUGCAUUUUCCCUGGUUAUUCCCCAUAAGCUGAAAUUCUUUCAUCUAUGUAUGCUUCCUUUCUGUCUCAGUUAAAAGUCCCAUUUUCUGCAAGUAACCUUUCAUAGACCCUCUUUAGUGCCACCUCUUUCAGGUCAACUCCAAUUUGUCCUGUAGUUUGUACAGUUGUUUGCAUACUAUCUCAUUAGAAAAUGAGCUUCUUCAGUUCGUUGCCUACAUUUAUAGGCACUUGGCUAAGUGCUGAGUAUACAAAGGCAAAACACAUGGUCCCUACCCUCAGUGAUCUCACUUUCUAAUGGAGGAGGUAACCUCCAAAUAACUACAUGACAUGUACACUGUAUAAUAGGAAGCAGGCUCAGAAGGCAAUAAGAAAAGCUUGCAGAAAAUGGGAUUUAAAGCUAUUUUAUUAAUGUAAUUUUAACUUUUUCUAUAGAAACAAUUGUUUAAAUUUUUUUCACCGAUUACAUGUAAUAAAUUUCCACAUAAAAUUUCCAGAGUUAUAUGAUCCAAAUUGUCCUCCUUUCCUCCUUUGCUCCCUCCUUCCUGGACUGGCAAGGAAUUCAGUCUAGGUUUUACACAUUAUGCAAAAUAUUUUCCUAUUGUUCAUUUUUUUAAAAAGAGAAUAAUCGCAUAAAAACCAAAACCUCAAAACAUAUACCCAAGUAAGUGAAAAAUCUUAAUGCUUUCAUUCGCAUUCUUACUCCAACAGUUCUUUCUCUGGAGGUGGAUUGCAUCUUUGUCAUAAGUCCCUCGGAAUUGUCCUGUAUCAUUGUAUUGCUGAAAGUAACGAAGUCUAUCAUAGUUGAUCAUUCCACAUAUUUCAGUUAACUAGAUUGUUCUGGUUCUGCUUAUUUCACUGCAUCAUUUCCUUGUAGGUCUUGUCAGUUUUUUUCCGAAUCACUCAUCUUGCUCAUUUCUUAUAGCACAAUAGUAUUACAUCACUACCUUAUUCUGCAGUUUGUUCAGCUAUUCCCUAAUUGAUGGAUGUACCGUUAGUUUCCAAUUCUUUGUCACCACUAAAAGAGGAGAUAUUUUUCAAACAUGUCCUUUUUCAUUUUUUUAUCUCCUUGGGAUACAGACCUAAUAGUGGUAUUACUAGAUCAAAGGUAUUACUAAAUUAAAGCAUUGUUUCAUAGCUUUUUGGGCAUAAUUCCAAAUUGCCCUCUAGAAUGAUUGGAUCAGUUUGCAACUUUACCAGCAAUGCAUUAGUGUCCUAAUUUUGCCACAUCCCCUCCAUUUAUCAUUUUCCUUUACUGACAUAUGAGGUGGAACCGCAUGUUAUUUUAAUUGGCAUUUUUCUAAUCAAGAGAUUUAGAACAUUUUUUAUGAUUAUUGAUAGCUUUUAUUUCUUCAUCUGAAAAUUGCCCAUUCAUAUCCUUUGAUCAUUUGUCAACUGGUGAAUGAUUUGUAUUAUAAAUUUGAUUUAUUUAUGUUUGAGAAAUGAGACCUUUAAAAGAUUAAUUCAUUGUAAAUUUUUUUCCUAGUUUCCCUUCAAUUUUUGGUUGCAUUCAUUUUGUUUGCACAAAAACUUUAACAUCAAAAUCAUUCACUUUAUAUUUUAUAAUGUUCUCUAUCUUGUUUGGUUAUAAAUUCUUCUCUUCCCUAUAGAUCUGACAGGUAAAUUAUUCUAUCUUCUUCUGUUAUAAUAAUACAAAUAUCACCUUUUAUGUCUAAACUGUAUGCCCAUUUUGACCUUAUCUUGAUAUAGGGUGUGAGACAUACCAUUUUCCAAUUUUCCCAGCAGUUUUGGCCAAAUAUUGAGUUCCUACCCCCCAAGCUGGGAUCUUUGGGUUUUAUCAACACUAGAUUGCUGAGGUCAUUUACCCCAUAUUUAUUCAUUCCAUUGAUCCACUCUUCUAUUUCUUAGCCAGUACCAGAUUGAUUUGAUUACUGUUUUACAGUAGUUUAAGAUCUGUUACCACCAGGCCAUCUUCCUUUGCAUUUGUUUUCAUUAGUUCCCUUGAUAUUCUUGAUCUUUUCUUCCAGAUGAAUUGUUUUCUAGUUCUAUAAAGUGUUUUAGUAGUUUGGUUGGUAUGGCACUGAAUAAGUAAAUUUAGGAUUGUCAUUUUUUAUUAUAUUAGCUUGAGCCCACCCCUGAGCAAUUAAUGUUUUUCCAAUUGGAAGGAUACUUCCAAAAGGAAGUAUCUGAACUGAAAUUAGACCUAACUGUGUGAACUGUUCUGUAAUUGUGUUCAUAUGAUUCAUAUGAUUUGUCUUGGUAAAUAGAUUCCCAAGUAUUUUAUACUGUCUAGGGUGAUUUUAAAUGGAAUUUCUCUUUCUAAUUCUUGGUGCUGGACUUUUUUGGAAAUAUAUGGAAAUGCUGAUGAUUUAUGCAGUUUUAUUUUGUAUCCUGCAACUUUGCUCAAGUUAUUUCAACUAGUUUUUCAGUUGAUUCUCUAAGCAUAUCAUAUACAAAAGUGAUAGGUUAGUCAUAGAAACAAUUUUUGACAAUUGUUUUCUGAUAUUGUUAUUCAGAUCUUCCCUCUCUCCCAGAGGUGGGAAAGAGUCUGAUAUAGGUUGUACCAGUUGAGCCAAGUGUUUAAAGGAAGUCAAAAUGAUGCAAAGGUGAGCUAGGAACAGUAUUUACUAGAAAAUUAUGUUGUGAGGUUUGGAAGAGGACAGUAAGAAAGAGAAAAGGUUCUAUAGGCUAUAUAAUGCCCAUAGGCAUUUGUUUUUCCAUGAAGACCAAUGACAUCAGACUUGCACAUGAGUUAGAUUUAAGUGAGGCAGAGUUGCACAAAAUCACCGGUCUCAUUUUCUCUUCCAGAGUCGCUGAAGUCCAGUGGCAAGACAAAAGUCAGAAUGAAUGGUGAUGGCCUAGAAUGCAGUAGAUUGCCUUGGAGUCUUUCAUGUCUGACCAAGCUCCAAGUGUUCCUACUUCUCAUCCAUUCAUUCUGUUGGGGGAAGUCUUCACAUGCUUGGGGUAGAUAGCCCCCUAACUCAUCCACAGGUUUAAGGCCUAUCAGUUAUUUAGUCCAUCUGAUAAUACCUAUAGGUUGGUGGAGGGAGUGGGAUUGCUGAUAGUUUUACUGAGGUGUGGCAAGAAAAUGUGUGAAAGAUGGAGAUCAAGGUGGUUGAGCAGCCCUGAAAAGGAUUCAGCAAGCCCUCACAGAGGUGCUAGUCCUAGUCUUGUUGGACACUUUGGGACCCCAUGGACCACAGUUAUUCAUGGGGUCUUCUUGGCAAGGAUAUUGGAGUGGGUUGCCAUUUCCUUCUCUAGUAGGUCCUUUUGUCAGGCAAUCAGAGGUUAAGUGAUUUGCCUAGGAUCACGCAUCUAGGAAGUAUCUGAACUUGGAUCUUCCUGGUUCCAGGCCCAGCACUCAAUUCACCUAGCCAUUCAGCUGUCUCUACCUCAUACAGUCCACAGAUUUAAUCUCUAUGCUGAUGAUUAUCAAAUCUACUUAUCCAACCCAUACCUCUCAGGUGACGUCCAAUUUUGCUUCUCCAGCUGCCUGGAACAUUUUGAACUGGAUAUCUUGUAGGCAUAUCAAACUCAACAUGUCCAAAAUUGAACUUAUUCUUUUCCCCUAAACCCUUUCCCCCUUCCAAAUGUCCCUGAUACCCUCAGAGAUAUCACCAAUCAGGCAGGUUCACAGUCUAGGUAUCCUCAAUUACUCUCACCUCUCCCACAUUGCCAAGACCUGUCCAAUUUUGCCAUUGAAACAUCCCUUUAUUGCUCUCUGAGGCCAGGCAGGCCCCCAUCACCUCACUGCGGGAUUACUACCAUAGUGCCCCCAUAGUUGUCAGAUUUAUUUCCUAAAAGCUGACCGUGUCACCCUCUACUCAAUAAACUCCAGUGGCUUCUUAUCACUAGGAUCAAACAGAAAAUCCUCUGGUAUUCAAAACCCUUCAUAAGCUUCUCCACAUCUUUUCAGGCUUCUUGCAGUCUGCACCCUACCCCAAGUACUCUUCCUUCCGAGGACACUGGCCUUGAUGCUGCUUGCACAAGACUUAUCCCCUGGUCGUCCCCUCAUGACCCCUCACUUGCUUCAAGUUCCAGUUAAAAUGCCACCUUGGCCGAGCAGCUUUCAGAGCCCUCGGGCCAGGGCCUCCCUCUCCAAGCUGUCUCUCACGGCCUGUCUGGAAGUGGUUCCUCCGGCUCUGUUGGUGAAUUGUCUCCCCGGGGAAACCACGAUCUCCUAGCUGGCCUUGAUGUUUCUUUGUCAGCAGCGCUCGGUACAGUGUCUGGCACAUAGUGGGCGCUUAAUCCAUUCCCGCGGACUGACUGAAUGGUAUGGGGUAGGGAGGUUCGGGUUUUCAUUUCUGGAAUAUUCGGGGAAUAGGCUCAAGAGCCGUGUCUGCUAAACUUCAAGCCAGCCACAGGCUCACUUAAGAAAGCCGCAUCCGGAAGCAGCCAGCGGAAGGGGUGUGGCGAAGCCUUGUGGCUCCGGAGCCGAGUGUCAGGGCGUCUUGCGUCAGCGCGUUGAUACAAAACUGCUUCCGGCUUGAGUGGCGUGCGAUCCGCGGGUUCGGUAGUGCACGUGGACUCGGAUUUGGUUGCGUCAUGGGGCGCAAGUUGGACCCCACCAAGAAGGAGAAGCGUGGGCCUGGCAGAAAGACCCGGAAACAGAAGGGCGCUGAGACCGAGCUAGCCAAAUUCCUGCCCUCAGCUGGUGAUGAAAAUGGGAAGAGGCUCUCUAGCCGUGCCAGGAAGAGGGCAGCCAAGAGACGAUCAGAUUCUGUAGGGGCUCCUGAAAAGAAGAAACUGUCUCCUAGUCCAAAGCCUUUGACAAAAGGUGCUAUCCAGUCCUCUCAAAAGAAAGGACCCCAGGCUCCAGGGCUCAAAAUUGGAAAUGAAGCAUUAUUUGGACCUGCUAGGGGUAAGAAGCGCCCAGCUCCCCCUCACAGCAGUGAUGAAGAGGAAGAUUCUGAAGGCAAUGAUGCAAGGAGUGAAGGGGAUGACUGGGCUUCUAUGGAGAGUGAAGAUGAUAUGGUAGAUGAUUAUGGGGUGGCCUCAGAAGAAGAAACUGAUGAAGAUGAUGAGCUACUGCCCAUUGAGAAGGCUGCUCAGAAGCAGAGGGCCCAGGAAGCUGAAACUCUGGAUCAGUGGAGUUCAGAAGACACUGAUGAGGAGGAAGAGGAACUGUCUUCCCAGCCAACAUCCAAAAAUGAUGAAGCAAAUGGAGAUCUUCAGAUCAAUGUGGAAAAGGAUGAAAAAUUUGUAUUGCCCACUGGCAAGGAGAUAGAACAAGAGAAUGCUCAGGCUCCAGACCUGCAGUCUGUACACCAGCGAAUCCAGGACAUUGUUGGGGUGCUACGGGAUUUUGGUUCUCAGAGAGAAGAAGGUCGGUCCCGGACUGAAUACCUGAGCAGGCUUCGGAAAGACUUGGCUACGUACUACUCCUAUGGAGACUUCCUGAUUGGCAAGAUAAUGGACAUUUUCCCUCUUUCCGAGCUAGUGGAAUUCCUAGAGGCUAAUGAGGUUCCUCGACCCAUCACCCUCCGGACCAACACCCUGAAAACCCGUCGCCGGGAUCUGGCUCAGGCCUUGAUCAACCGUGGGGUGAAUUUGGAUCCCUUGGGUAAAUGGUCAAAGACUGGACUGGUGGUGUAUGAUUCUUCUGUGCCCAUUGGGGCUACCCCUGAAUACCUGGCAGGACACUACAUCCUUCAGGGUGCUUCGAGCAUGCUGCCUGUCAUUGCCUUGGCACCACAGGAACAUGAGCGUAUUUUGGAUAUGUGUUGUGCCCCUGGUGGCAAGACUAGCUACAUAGCCCAACUAAUGAAGAACACAGGAGUGAUCCUUGCCAAUGAUGCUAAUGCUGAACGCCUCAAGAGUGUUGUGGGCAAUCUUCACCGAUUGGGGGUCACUAACACCAUCAUUAGCCAUGAUGAUGGACGUCAUUUCCCUAAGGUGGUAGGAGGGUUUGACCGAGUAUUGCUUGAUGCCCCAUGUAGUGGCACUGGUGUCAUCUCUAAGGACCCAUCUGUGAAAACUAACAAGGAUGAUAAAGACAUCAAGAGAUGUGCCCACAUCCAGAAGGAAUUGCUCCUGAGUGCUAUUGAUUCUGUUAAUGCUGCUUCCAAGACUGGAGGCUAUAUUGUCUACUGCACUUGUUCUAUUACGGUAGAAGAAAAUGAAUGGGUGGUAGAAUAUGCCCUGAAGAAGAGGAAUGUGCGGCUGGUGCCCACAGGGCUAGACUUUGGUCAAGAGGGCUUUACUCAUUUCCGAGAGCGGCGCUUCCAUCCCACACUUCGCUCUACCCGACGUUUCUACCCUCAUACGCACAACAUGGAUGGGUUCUUCAUUGCCAAGUUCAAGAAAUUUUCCAAUGCUAUACCUCAGUCUAAGAAAAGUGAUGCAGCAGCCAACCCUGAAGACUCCAUGGACUCCAGAUUGGGCGAUGGACCUUCUGUAGCUAAUGUGCAAGUGGUCCCCAGGCCUAAAGUCAGCCCUAAAUCUGCCAAGAAGCCCAAGCAAGCUGGAAAGGCAAAGUUUGCUAAACUAGACACUGGAAAGGCAAAGUUUGUGAGACUAGGCACUGGGAAGACAAAGGCAAAGCUAGGAGCAGCUGGAAAGGAAAAGGCGAGGCAGCAGCAACAGAGGCCGCCCCCUAAGAAGGCUGGUUUCCAGAAUGGGAAGCCUGUCCACAAAGGCCCUCGGUCUCCUACAGCACGGACUUCUAGUUCCAGCCAGCCCCCACCUAGGAAGAAGCAGAAAUCUCGGUCCUAAUGCAGUAGCCAUUGUGGAAUCUCAUACCAGCCUGGUGUGAGUCUUGGACUGUUUCUGGUUGUGAGCUUCCUUCAGGGGCCUGGACAGAAGCAGCCUUCUCUGACUCAGAGACAAUCCAAUAAACUUUCCCCUUCCCCUUGUAUACACUUAAACAUGCCCAUCCCCACCUCUGA